Molecule: messenger RNA, 3408 nt
Organism: Penicillium soppii
Lineage: Eukaryota; Fungi; Ascomycota; Eurotiomycetes; Eurotiales; Aspergillaceae
Product: SNF2-related protein
Exons: 4
Coding region: 1-3408 (1135 amino acids)
Cellular component (GO): cytoplasm
Molecular function (GO): ATP binding; ATP-dependent chromatin remodeler activity
Source: RefSeq, a predicted model, not a curated record
AUGGCUUCUCCGGUUGAUGAGUCCAAGCAGGACAAAAUCAAAGACCUUUUGGAAGAGAUCGAUCUUCACAAAUUUAUCCGCGAUGAUCUCUUGUCGACUAUGGGCGCAUGCGAGGAAGUGAAUGAGGUUGCCGAGACGCUGCGAUCCAAGGAAAUCCAACUUGCCGAGCUCCUUGGGGAUCCCAUCCCCCCUCCGACAGCUGCUCUGACACCACCUAUUGUAUCACCCACUCCGCCAUCACCCACUUCUACUCCUGUCGCUCCACAUAUUCCCUCCCGUGCCUUCAAUGGUAUUCCGGGGGACUCGUUUUCAACACCCCAUUGGCCUUCAGCGGCACCUUCGCCUUUUGCCGCCGCAUCUCAGACGCCAGCAAUACUGCCGGCUUCACCAAUACUACCUUCCCAAAAUAACUCUCGAAAGCGCCCGCUUUCAACUUCCGAAUUCUCGCCUCCGUUGCAAAGUUCAUCGAAGCGGAAUGCGCCUUCGCAGCCUGAAGCUCGCAAAUCUAAACUCGAAGAAAUCGACGCUCGACAGGCAGACGCGCUUGCGGUACAUAACCGCCAAUACGAUAGACUGAUUGGCCAAGCAAUGGACAGUUCAGAGAUGGACGAACUCCGCGAAGAGCGUGAUGAUGUGGAAAAGGAUAUCAUCUCGGAGUUUCAAUUAGAGAGAGAUGCGGAGCUGGCCCGCGCGCUUCAAUAUGAAGAGAAUCACAGUCACUUCCCGAUGCCCACCUCCCAGCCACAUGUUUCGUGGAACAUGCCCCAUCGCUCUCAACCGAUAAAGAGCGAACCUGCCUCAAAUUUCCGUGCUCCUCAGCCAUAUGCCCAACUCAAAUCCAGCGAUAGCGAUGAUUUCGGCUCCGACGAUGGCUUUGAAGAGAUUACUGCUGAUUCAUUCAAUUCUCGCUUUGGAAAGCAAACAGCUCCAUAUUCCAUGUCCUAUGCCAACCCUAACAUGCAGUAUCAGUAUCCUUCGCAAUAUUCCAAAGCGCAGUACACCCCCAACUCAUUCUCAUCUUAUCCCGGCAUCAUCUACCCCUCAACAAUUAGUGGUGCCAGAUCUCUUCCGUGGAUGCAAAACCAACCAUCACCGUAUGCACCUCUUCCGCCGAAGCCUAUGUUAGGAAGUAUGCCUGGAUCGUAUGACCCGUAUGAAAAGCCGUUUGACCUGGUUAGCAAUCAAGAAGAAAUCUUUAUUGACGAUCAAGACAUAGCGGCGUACAACGAGCGGGAAUUCCCUGAUGAUAUAAAAAACCUCCUUGGUGGCAUCAAAGACAUACGUGAGGCGACCAAAGCAGAUAACGAGGAAACUCCUGAUGCUCUGCGCGUCAACUUGAUGAAGCACCAGAAAAUUGGCUUCAAAUGGAUGAAGGCUAAGGAAGAAAGUAGCCACAAAGGUGGAAUUCUCGCUGACGAUAUGGGUCUCGGAAAAACCAUUCAGGCAAUCGCCCUUAUGGUUGCCCGCCCAUUCGAAGAUGAAGACCGCCGACCGAAUUUGAUUGUAGCUCCCAAGGCCCUCAUGGAUCAAUGGAGACUUGAAAUUCAGCGACAUGUCAAACCUGGAAGACAUGCACUGUCAGUUUUGAUCUACCAUGCGAAGCGUAGGCCGUGGAGAGAUCUCAAGAAAUAUGAUGUUGUUAUCACAACGUUUGGUACGCUGACCGCCCACUACAAGACACUACUCGAAGGGGAGAAGCUGGAAGUGGAAGGCCGGGAUGCUUCCAGAGCUCGUGAUGUCAAGAAUAAUGCAGGCCCUCUCAGUCCCGGCGCUCAGUGGCAUCGUGUCAUCAUCGACGAAGCGCAGAACAUCAAAAAUCCUGUUGCAAAGUCCGCCUUAGCAUGUUGUCGCCUCAAUGCUACUUACCGCUGGUGUUUGACUGGUACGCCCAUGAUGAAUCGCCUCGAAGAUUUCCAGUCGUUAUUGGCAUUCUUGCGUAUUAAACCAUACAACAAUAUGAAGAAAUUCAAAGUGGACUUCGUGAGACGCAUCAAGUCGGGCUUCGGAGGAGAGGAUGUCAUGAAGCAACUUCGCGUCCUGGUCAAAUCUGUCUGUCUUCGACGUACCAAGGCUUCCAAGAUAGAUGGCGAGCCUAUUCUGCAACUUCCACCGAAGGUCACUGAGAAAGUACAUGUUCUGUUCGAUGAGAGAGAAAGCCAGGUCUAUAGUGAGCUUGACACCAGUACUCAGAGGCAGAUCAACCGCUACCUCGAAGCUGGAACCUUGGGCAGAAACUACAGUCAUGUCCUGGUUCUUCUUCUUCGUCUACGACAGGCAUGCUGCCACCCUCUCCUCAUGGCGGAAUUCCGAUCUGAGGCUCCCGCAUCUGUGCCCGGACUCGACAAAAUCGCCAAUGCUAAGCUGUUGACCGCUGCUGUUGUGGAACGUAUUAAAGCAAAUGACGGUGAAGAGGAUGGAACUUGCCCUGUUUGUAUGGACAGCGUCGAAAAUGCAACCAUCUACAUCCCCUGUGGGCACCAUGUGUGCUCAGAGUGCUGGAUCCGUAUCUCUGAUUCUGCUGCAAGUGCAACCAAUGUCAUCAAUCUCGAAGGCGAUGCCGUCAUCAAGUGUCAGAAUUGUCGAGGUCCCGUGGACCCCCAGAAGCUCACCGACACCAAUGCCUUCAAACAAGUCCACGACCCGAACUCAAUCCCUGAGUCUGAGAAAAUCGAUGGUGCCAACGGUGCUAACGACGAAGACAGCGAAGCAACAACAAGCAGCACCGAAACCGAAGAUUCUGACUCAGAGACCGACACCGAGGCAGGCGAUGAAGGUCCUAAGAAAAAGUCACUCGCCCAACUCAGAGUUGCUUCCUCCAGAAACAAAGCCGAGAAGAAGAAAUAUCUCCGCCGUCUGGAGAAAACCUGGUUCCCAAGCACAAAGAUCACAAAAUCACUUGAGAUCCUCCAAGCCAACGAAGACCGCGGCCAGAACGAGAAGACAAUCAUCUUCAGCCAGUUCACCUCACUGCUAGAUCUCCUCGAAGUUCCCCUCGUCCGCAAAGGCUGGACACACACCCGCUUCGACGGCAGCAUGGAUCUGAAGGAACGCAACGCUGCCGUGACGGCUUUUACCAACGAUCCGGAGUGUAAGAUCAUGCUUGUUUCUCUGAAAGCGGGAAACUCGGGGCUCAACCUCGUUGCAGCCUCGCAUAUCAUCAUGUUCGAUCCAUUCUGGAAUCCCUAUACUGAGGACCAAGCCGUGGAUCGGGCGCAUCGCAUUGGGCAGGUCAGGGAGGUCUUUGUGCAUCGGUUAUUGAUCGAGAACACAGUUGAGGAUCGAAUUGUUACGCUGCAGGAUCAGAAGAGGGAGUUGAUUAGUGGUGCUCUUGAUGAGGGGGGCACUAUGAAUGUUUCUCGACUAGAUACGAGAGAACUGGCCUAUCUCUUUGGCGUUCGUGAUUUGUGA